Acaulospora colombiana is the source of this 2085-nucleotide messenger RNA. Lineage: Eukaryota; Fungi; Glomeromycota; Glomeromycetes; Diversisporales; Acaulosporaceae. The record is from the annotation of a GenBank genome assembly.
AUGAAGGCGGAGGAAUCGGUUAGUCGCGUGGAAAGGCAAAUUUUAAAAAAACUUGAAUAUAAACCAGAGAGUAUAAUCCCAGAUGAAUAUACCAAGGUAAUGCCUGAAGUCAAUGUGGCGGAGACUCUAGAAUUGGAAGAAAUACCUAAAUUCAAUCACCAACAUAUAUAUUGGUAUACCAAAUGGAGGAAUCUAUUGACUAUUAAACAUAUUAUAUACACGUCGUUAGAAAUAGGAAAUUAUAAAAUUACGCAUCAACACAAGGAUAUUAUAUUUUUAGAAUAUUUAUGGGGAUCAUUGUUUGAUGAGCUUACAGUAAACAACUUGUUGGAACAAGCUCAAAAAUCAAAAAUUUUAGAUAAUACUAACGAAUUCCUGAAGGCCUUGCAUAGUCCCGAGAAAUUUGACUUGCCUGAUAUUUUGUAUUUUGGGUUACUGGAUUUUGCGAAAGAUUUAAGUUAUAGGAUAUCACAAAAAGUCAUAUUGGUAUUUUGCUAUUAUUUCGGGUUGGAAUUAUUACAAAAAUUCCACGAACUGGAAAGAUUCGUCGAGGAUAAUAAAAUAUCGCCAUCUAUUCAAGAAUUUAAGAAACAUGCGGUAUUUUUGCGAAAUUUUCAUAAUAAUGAAAGAUUAAACGUUAGCUUGGAUGAUUCAGAAAAUUUACCCUUGUUAUCGAUGUUUGCAUGCGAAAAAUGGAGUAUGGUUGAAAGGUUAUCCGAAAGAACCUCCAAGUGUCCAAUAUGUAGAACCGAGAUUGCAGAGGAAAAUACAUUCAGACUUAGUCAGGCUCACAUAUUAAAAGCUUUCUACGAAGAAUUAAGAAUACUUAAUUUUGUUUUGUUGGUUAAUCCUAGUAACACACCAGCCCUUAUUGCACGUGGUAUUGUCUAUCGCAUGUUAAAUCAAAAUGAAGAAUCUCUUGAGGAUUUUAGUGCAGCACUUCAGCUUGAACCAGAUGAUGAAUCUGCAUUAGAGAAUCGAGGCGAGACUUAUAGAAUAAUGGACAGAUAUGAAGACGCAGUUGCUGAUUUGAAUAAAGCAUUGAUGAUAAAUCCCAACAGCUCAUUUGCAUUGAGAUCUCGUGGGAGUACUUUCCGAUGUCUUGAACUAUACGAAGAAUCUAUAGCGGAUUUAAGCCGAGCAUUAGAAUUGCAACCAAACAAUUCAUUCGCACUUAAAAAUAGGGGGGAAUCUUACCGAUUGUUAGGUCAGCAUGAAGAGGCGCUCGCAGAUUUUAAUAAAUUCCUGGAGAUCGAACCGAAUAGUAUAUUCUCUCUCUUCUCUCGUGGUGAAACUUACCUGGCAAUGGGUCGAAGCAAUGAUUUUCUCUCUGAUUUAAAUAAGAUAUUGGAGCUAAAACCAGACAAUACUGCCGCACUGCUGAAUAGGAGCAUUAUAUAUCAAACGAUGAAUCUAUUUGAUGAAUCACUUGCAGACAUAAAUCUCGCAAUAGAAAUACGACCUGAUGAUGCAAGGGCGUAUAAAAUUCGUGGUGACCUUUAUAUAAGUCAGAAAAAAUUUUUGGAAGCCAUAUCGGAAUUCGAUAAAGCGCUAGAGAUUGACCCGAAUUAUUUUAACGCACGGAUAAUUCGUGGUUAUGUUCAUUGGAAAAUGAGAAACUACGAAUAUUCUCUUAUUGACUUCAGUAAGGUUUUAGAAAUUGAACCAGAGGAUGUAGUUAUUUUGGCAGCAAGAGGAAACAUCUUUCGUAACCUUGGAAUGUAUCAAGAGUCUAUGGAGGAUUUGAACAAAGCAUUGUCGAUCGAUCCCAAUUAUCAUUAUACAAUUGAAAUCCGUGGAUCCACUUUAUACCAGCUUGGAAGAUAUGAAGAGGCAUUGGACGACUUUCAAAUAGCAAUUGAUAAAGACCCAGAUAAUUAUUUUGUAUAUGGGUAUCGUGGCGCAGUUUAUAUUAAGUUAAACAUGUAUGAACAAGCUGAAAAUGAUUUAGAUAAAGCAAUUGAACUAGAAGAAAGUGAACCGUGGAUGCAUUGGUUUCGUGGAAUACUUUAUUUUUAUACCGAUCGUUAUGAACAGGCAUUUAUAGAUUUAGACACUGCUGAUGGGUUUGUUCCUGAAGUUUAA